AUGCCGUCGCACAAAACCACCAUCAUCAAGACGCGCCUCGCGAAGGCCGCCAAGCAGAACCGACCUCUGCCCAACUGGAUUCGUAUGAAGACUGGCAACACCAUCCGAGCACCCGACUCGUAUUUAGCAGAGGAGGCUGCGUGCUUUGAAUUUGCUGCUGAGCUGGCUAAAACGUUGGCAGAUAACACUGCAGAGGUAUCGCAUUAUCUUCACGAGCAAAAAAUUUGCGGCGCCAUUAUUCCGUUCUAA
This is a messenger RNA of Sphaeroforma arctica JP610, 249 nucleotides long. RefSeq lists its product as hypothetical. NCBI's taxonomy places the organism in Eukaryota, Ichthyosporea, Ichthyophonida. Gene Ontology annotation, biological process: translation. The transcript is spliced from 3 exons. The record is from RefSeq and is a predicted model, not a curated record. The coding region runs from base 1 to 249 and encodes 82 amino acids. Gene Ontology annotation, cellular component: ribosome; cytosolic large ribosomal subunit. Gene Ontology annotation, molecular function: structural constituent of ribosome.